This is a messenger RNA of Phyllotreta striolata, 2182 nucleotides long. Lineage: Eukaryota; Metazoa; Arthropoda; Insecta; Coleoptera; Chrysomelidae. The record is from the annotation of a GenBank genome assembly.
GCACGUUUCUCGGCGUCGCGACGCCACGCCACUCCGCCGCCGCCGUCUGAAUGACAUCCGACACGCCAUCGCGGUCGUCCUCCAGAAAUGGAAUACAUUUGCAAAUUCAAAAAGAGAAUGGUGUACCCUGAGCAAUUGAAUUUGGACCAAAUCGGAGGGAAAUCGGAUCAAAAUGCGCCAUCGUGGUGUAGUGAACCUUUGGAAACGGCCUGCAAUAAUAUCAACGCCAAAUUGCCGGACUCUCCAGUUAAAGAAUCCAUCCAAGAUAGUUCGUACAAAAACGGAACCAUACCUCACAUGGCGAAUAGGCAAUUCAUCCAGGACCGCAUAAGGCACCUGGUGGACGCCUUCUCCACGAGAACGAUGGCGGCGCGCGAACGGAUCGAAACGCCGGCGACGCCGAGCUCCAUAAGCAGCAGAGAAACCGUAGAUCAACACCCGGCGGCGCCGGUCAAGCACAAAUUGAGCGUCUCCUUCUCCGACAGAUACAUGGAGGAGGAAGCCGAUAAGGUGGAAUUCCCAUCGACGAAAAUCGGAUUCGCGCGAUUUUUCGAUAAGAAAAUAAUAGACCCGAACGGUAGAUUCUACAUGUUGUGGAUGUCGAUAGCGGCGAUGGCGGUGUUCUACAACGCCUGGGUGAUACCGUUAAGGAGCACUUUCCCGUAUCAAUCGGCCGAUAACAGAGCCGUCUGGAUGACCUUCGAUUAUUUGGCCGAUUUGAUUUACCUCAUCGACAUGACGUGCUUUCAACCGAGAGUGAAAUAUCUGAGCGACGGUUUCUGGGUGGUCGAUAUCAAACUACUCCGAAGCAAUUACAUGAAAAGCAAUCGAUUUAAAUUGGAUCUUCUGUCGUUGCUACCGUUAGAUCUCCUCUACUUGAUACUGGGACCGGAGCAAGUUAUCCUUCGCCUGCCGAGGUUCUUCAAAGUGCACACCUUCUGGUCGUUCUUCAGCCUAAUCGACAAGCUCCUGUCCAAUCCGUACAUCAUCAGGAUCUCCAGGACGUUGAUGUACAUGAUGUACCUGAUACAUUUGAACGCGUGCGCCUACUAUUCCUUCUCCUCUUGGGAGGGCAUUGGCAGCAACAAUUUCGUGUUCAACGGCAAAGGUAACGCGUACAUCAAGUGCUUCUAUUUCGCCACCAAAACUGCCACAUCGAUAGGUAAAAAUCCGAAGCCGACGCAAGAAUUCGAAUUCAUGUUUAUGACGUUCUCUUGGCUGAUGGGCGUCUUCGUUUUCGCCCUUUUGAUCGGCCAAAUUCGUGAUAUCAUUUCGACCGCUACGAGAUCUCGCACCGAAUACAGGAAAUUGGUCAACGAAACGUUGGAGUACAUGCGAAGGUUGAAUCUACCGCAAGACGUCCAACGCAGGGUCCAAUUGUGGUUCAAUUACACCUGGAAGACCCAAAGAACACUCGAUGAAAACACCAUAAUGGAUUGUUUGCCGCACAAAAUGAAAACCGACAUAUCCAUAAACGUGCACAUACAAACGUUGAGCAAAGUGACAUUGUUCGCGGAUUGCGACGAGGCUCUGCUCAGAGAAUUGGUGUUGCAAUUGAAAUCCGUUAUUUACCUACCAGAUGAUAUAAUAUGCAAAAGGGGCGACGUGGGCAAAGAGAUGUACAUAAUUCAAUCCGGUAAAGUACAAGUAAUAGGUCCGACGGGUGAAGUACUUGCCACGCUUUCCGAAGGCUCCGUGUUCGGAGAAAUAAGCCUUUUAGGCAUACCGGGGAUGAGUAGACGCACCGCCGACGUAAGAUCUCAAGGUUAUUCGAAUCUCUUCGUGCUAAGCAAAGCCGAUUUGAACGAAGCUUUGGCUCACUAUCCAGAAGCUCAAGAAUUGCUCAAUAAGAAAGCCAAGUCGCUGAUGAAGAAAAACGCCGCCAUCGAGAGGAAACACAAGGCUAUGAUUGUCAUCAACAAUCCGGAGCCGCCGGAUAGGAACAACAAGUUUUUGGAUACCGUUUUGCAAGUUUUACCGCCUAAUUCAGCUACGAACAGACUGCUGAGGUUCGGAAGUAGAGGCAAGCCUAGGCGAAACCCCGAGAACGACAUAUUCAAAUAUCGCAACAGUUUACCGUUGAUAAAAGGCCAUCACGGCAUCGACAUAGACAAUUAUUUCGGCGAAGAUCUAAACAUAUAAUAAACUAUUUAGUUACCUAUAGUUUAGUUCUUGACUUGCG